UAUUCAUAUAUUCCCCAGAAAUCCUGAAACAAAUGGCCCAGAAAUCAACCACCGAACCGAUUUCGACGUCCCGGAUCUCAUUCUCCAGCGAUUUCUUCCUCGACGAAAGCAACGUCAUCUCCAUCAACCCGCAUUCUCGACCCGAGGAGGAGCUGAAGAAGAAGGGCGGCGGCAGUGGUGGUGCCGGCGAGCUUUUCUGUCGAGUAUUGCGGCGGUGCCGGGAGGAGCGUGACGGUAAAACCGGAUUCAGAGGGAAAGAGGUUAACGAAGAGGAGGGGGGAAAAGCGGUGAAGAAAGAGGAGAGGAGGGCGAGUUGGUUCGUCGUCGGCGAUGACGAGUUGUCACCGAGGCCGCCGAGAUGCACGGUUUUGUGGAAGGAGUUGCUGAGGUUGAAGAAGCAGGGGGCUUCUUCUAUGUUGCCAUCGUCGUCUUCGAGGAGCAGUGUGAAGACGAGGAAAUGGUUAUUUGAACAUAAGUGA
Hibiscus syriacus is the source of this 479-nucleotide messenger RNA. RefSeq lists its product as uncharacterized. The transcript has a single exon. Bases 33 to 479 code for a protein of 148 amino acids. The record is from RefSeq and is a predicted model, not a curated record. Lineage: Eukaryota; Viridiplantae; Streptophyta; Magnoliopsida; Malvales; Malvaceae.